UCUAACCUUCCAGCGUGACAGACGCGUUCAAAGUCAAAGAGACAAAUAAACUCUCGAUGUGAGAACCCACUGUGGACAUUAAAGGAAUUAACCUGACGAGAAGGAUUUUAUUUUUUACAAACGCAUCGAUUCUCGUCAUUACCAGAAGGGAAAAUAUGGAGUUUUCCAUAAUUUUGCGACUUCUCGUCUUUGUCCUUGCUGUCACAUGGGUGAGCGGUGCGUCCAUCGAGAGGUUUGAGAGCGAGAGUCCUGCACAGACAGCUGUGAUAGACCUUCUGGAGGUAUUGAAUGAACGGAGAUCUUCUGAGGAACACAAGCAAGUGGAAUAUGAGGAGGAAGAUGAUGAGUAUUACUACAAUGAAGACGAAGAGGAGGACGAGUUUUCUGGAGAUUAUAAUGUUCCUUUAGUUGCGUUUUCAAGCAAGCCGAAAGAUCAGAGCGCGGUGUUGGAUGCAGAAAGACUUGACGGCUCGAGGAGGAAGGGUUUAGGAAGGAAGAAAGGAAAAGGAAAGGGAAAAGGAAAGAAGAGAAAUCCGUGUCUGAUAAAAUACAAAGACUUUUGCAUCCACGGAACUUGCAAGUACCUGAGGGACAUAAAAAAACCUUUGUGCAUAUGUGACCCGGGCUACUCUGGGGAGAGAUGUCACAGUUUCUCCUUAGAAGUUAGGACCGAAGAGAGCGGGUACAACCGCACGACGGCGCUGGCUGUGGUGGCCGUGGUUCUUUCUACUCUAUGUCUCACCAUCAUUGGACUCCUACUAGCUCUCAGGUUUCACAAGCGAGGAGCUUAUAAUGUAGAAAACGAGGAGAAAAUUAAACUGGGAGCUGCCCCCCACCACUAAGAGAGAGCGGGUGACUGUGUGGAAAUUCUACCUCAAAAUAAAGUGGCAAAGUUGAUGUUGUGAGGAACACACAGCAUGCUGGAGAAAAGGGGUGAGUGAUGCCGCUUGUUUGGAAGGAGUCAAAGCUAGUCUAUGCGAAGCCUGAUCUCUAGCUCAAAACCUGCCACAAACUGGAACCCUGGCAGACCGGAUGGUUCUGGAAGAAGCUCCGAGCUGGCCGGACAUUUUAGUUCGAUGCAUAAAAAUGAACUGCCCAGAGUUAGGAAUGUAGUUUGGGUUUUUGGAGGCGAAGCGAGUCUCGCCCGAAAUAAGUAUUCUUAUAAGCAUUUGUGUUGUGUUGUCUUGUGAACUCUGUUUAAUCGUCUGGCAAUGCUUUAAUUUAUUUAUUUAUGUAUAUAUUAACAUAUUUAUUUGGAUUUGAAUGAAGUCCAGUCCUAAUGCACUGCCGUUAUGUUUGAAAGUCUCUGUUGUGUUUUAUGUGUAUGUAAAACUUUAUUUAUUAAAAAAAGCAAUAUUCUUAAGUAAUAUUCAAGAGUACUGAACAUUAUUAGACUGAAAAUCAAAAUAAAAGUAUAAUUAUGUGCAAAUCAUUUUGAUAUUUUUGAUGCAUUUAAUGAAGAUGUUUGGCAAUAUUUGUAUUAUUAUUUUAAUCUCCAGGACAGUGUUCGAAUGUAUUUAGUAAGUCAUAUUUCAAGCUCUAUAUUUCUUCGGUUUAUAAUAGAGAAAAAAAUUAAUUGUUUGGCCAGUAAAACGCACUCUGUAAAACAGUGUGAAAAUUCUGAAAUGUGAAUUUAAUGUCCUAAACACAAAAUUGGUGUUCUUGGAGCAGUCUGCUUUUUGUUUCCUUUUUUUAAGAAUCCCAUUGUUUUCUCACUCAUAUGUAGUAUAUUAAAAUGCUGAAACUGCAAAUGAAUUGGAAAAUAAAUCUUUUUGAUAUAAAAGCCCAA
Triplophysa rosa is the source of this 1789-nucleotide messenger RNA. It is a transcript of the gene hbegfa, whose product is annotated as heparin-binding EGF-like growth factor a. The coding region runs from base 156 to 842 and encodes 228 amino acids. Lineage: Eukaryota; Metazoa; Chordata; Actinopteri; Cypriniformes; Nemacheilidae. Gene Ontology annotation, biological process: positive regulation of cell population proliferation; epidermal growth factor receptor signaling pathway; positive regulation of mitotic nuclear division. The record is from RefSeq and is a predicted model, not a curated record. The transcript has 6 exons.